AUGCGCUCUAUUGACAAUUUCUUUUCCACAGCCUCCUCAUUCCUCCACGUGGACUCCAUUGGCAACUCCCAGAAUAUGUGUUUCUUCCCUGAAUAUGAUAUCUGGCAUCCGGAUAUCAAGAAAGUGUUGACUGCCAAAUUUCCGACGAACAAUUGUGAUAAGAGCUUCAAGCCAUGGACACAACUGGUCAAUUCCACGUGGCGCGUUGUCAACGAGGAGGCGGAGUUGUGUUUGGCGAGAUGCAUCGAGGGAGUCCGUGCGAGUGGAGAAGUGAGAUUCGGCAAGUGGAUGACACCUGGAUACGUGGAUUGUGAAUUCCUGGAAACAGUUUGUUGGGAGAGUGGAGGAGAUGAAGUCUAUGGAUACAUUCAUACACAAAUUACACCAAAACCUCCUACCCCUCCACUACCUCUCCAUAAAUCUCCUCAUCCAAACGUGUUCUUCCUUAUGAUCGACUCGCUGAGCACUGGAAUGGCAAAACGAUCGCUACCAAAGUUUCUGAAAUAUUUCCAGUCAGAAUUCAACGGAAUCCAAUUCCCAUAUGUGAAUAGAGUGGGUGAGAACAGUCAUCCGAAUGGAGUCUCCCUUUGGUUCGGGAAAUCAGUUGAAUCGGGACAAAAAGUGAGUGGAGAGAGGAUAGACGCAGAUUGGAAUGCAGUCGACAAGUGUCAUAGGUAUAUUGAUAAUGAGACACAUUUAUUCAAGCAGUUCAAGGAUCACGGGUAUACGACCCUUCUAACCGAGGAUUCCAUCAAUUUACUAAUGGAUUCUUACCCAUUUUGCAAAGGUUUCUUGGAUAAACCGGUAGAUCACAUGUUCCGCCCAUUUACAUCUGUAUUCGAGAGAGUCGGAAUGGAUAUCACUAGACAACAUUUGGAAGGACACCUUUGUCGGGAGAUUCAUGAAGCUGCAAUGGAGUAUUGGGAGCAGGCAAUGAAUGCUUAUAGAGACCGCCCAUUAUUCACAUUCUCUUGGCUCAUAGACCUCGCCCAUGAGUACCCGGAUGGUCCCGUGAGAUUCGAUAACUACUUGACGCAGUUUUUCAAAAGAAAUCGUGAAAUUCUAGACGAUUCUUUUAUAUUUAUAAGUGGAGAUCAUGGAAUCCGAGUGGGUGAUCACAUUACAUCGGAAAUCGGAUCGUUUGAGAGGAAUAAUCCAUUUCUUGGGAUUUCGGUGCCGAAAAAGUUUCAAGAUGAGAGGAAUGGAAUGUUGGAAGUGAUGAGACUGAAUUCCAACCAAUUACAGACUCAUUUCGAUACGAGGGCAACACUUUUGGAUAUUCUUACGUACCAACCUGGAACCUCCUUCACUGACCGUAAUCCCCUAACGAUUCCCAAUGAAAAAGGACACUCUUUGCUACGGAAACAACCGGAAUCCCCGAGAACUUGUGGUACACUUCCAAUUCCCAAUCAAUACUGUAUUUGUCAGGUUAAGAAGACGAAAGUUAAGGACCAAGACCUUAAAAUGCGUCUCGGCCAGAAAGUUCUGGAUCAUGUACACAUGGAAUUAGACAAAUUGAAUUUCACAUCCAUCUGCCGGAAGUAUGAGUUGAAAGAGACAAUGAUAACGUACAACCAGAAGAUACAUACUGCUACCGUCGCAAAAGUGGUCAGAAUGGAUCGAUAUGGGGGAACUGCAGAGUGCACAGCCAAAAAACACUUUAUCACGUUUUGUAAUUGUAAGGAUCUAGGAGUUGUUACGAAUUUUUUGGAUUAUUUUUAUUCUUUUGUGAUUUAA
Messenger RNA from Caenorhabditis remanei, 1737 nucleotides. RefSeq lists its product as uncharacterized. The record is from RefSeq and is a predicted model, not a curated record. Lineage: Eukaryota; Metazoa; Nematoda; Chromadorea; Rhabditida; Rhabditidae. The coding region runs from base 1 to 1737 and encodes 578 amino acids. The transcript has 9 exons.